AUGUCCAGCAGUCCCGAGGAAGACCCACCUCCUUUUGACAGUCCCCCAGGAGCCCAUGUUCGCAGUUCUGAUGGCGUCGUCACCGCACCAAGCACGAUUUCUCGAAGAGCUGGAAAAAGUGUGGACCGUCGUGAUGACACUGAGGAUCUCCGAUCUUCGAACGUGACUGAGGAGGAGGAGGAGAUGAGGCAGAACAGGUAUGUGUCCAUAAGAAUGACCAAAUCGAAUUUUACGCUCUUACCUUAGCUCUUUACUUUGACCGAGAACGUUGGGCGCUGGCGAGAUGCUCGCGAACAUUGGGGUCUGUAUGACUGUGAACUCCUUUACGCAAUGCUGUACUCGAAGUGCCCCGCACCACAGAACCAAAACACCAAUGCCUACCGUUAAAACGUCCAAAGCGAGGCCCGGCAGUUUGCUACAAUGAUGUGUGUUCAAGGUUUCCCUCUCGGCGCUUCACGAAAUUGCUGUCCCAUGGAACUUCGAGACUGUCUCUGUCUUGUUUUACGUACAAAAGUUUUUAUUCCUCCGCUCAUAAUCUGCCGGCCGCUAGCUGAUUUUAUCAUUGGAAAAAAUGAAGACUCGCCAAAAAUGUCUCUUGACAAUCGUGCAUUCCAAGUCUGUUAAAAAUGGCCCAUCGUCGGACAAAAUGACCAUGAGUAGAAUUCGUGCACGAGCGCAUGUGCGCUUCAGACAGUCCCCCACAACUGCGCACUGUGUGGAGUUUGUGUACGGCGGCCGUAGGUGCGAGUACGUACAACUCUUUCUCGAAGAGAUUCUCCCUCAUGAAUGCCUGCUCGGGUGUACUACCCGCAUCUGCACAUCGUGAUUCAUUGUAGUGAGGGAUGUGCAAACGUAGACUCACUUUCUUAUUUCCCACACAUACACCAGCCGAUUGUCCGAAUCUGUCCAAAAACUGAUGAUGGAACUGGGCACAGUGACGGGCUGAUCACUCACGGUAUUUAGGCGUCCCAGUUGCCGUUUGGCAAUCUAUUUUUUUGCCUUCUACGUGAACUUUUUGCUAAGUGGACUCUUUCUAACGAAUUUACGGGGAAAAGGGCUUCAGGACAGGAGUGGCGGAUGCAUUUGAGGGUCUGACACAAUCAUCUUGUCCAGUUUACAGCAGAUUUGUCUUAAAGUUUUCUGCGGUAGCUCAGAGUUAGAGUACCCAAGCGCGAAAAACGGAAGGUUCGGCAGUCCGAGUUGGCGUGGUUGUCGUUAUUCUGUGCACAACUUUUUGAAGCCCUGUUUACCUAAGGUCCCCUCUGCGUUCCGCACGAUUUUUCCCCACCUACUCAAAAUGACUCUCCUGAGAUGUCUUGCAUGAUAUGCGUCUGCUGUGGGCGUUAGCAAACACGGUCUCGUCUCUGUGGUCUUGUCAGUCAUCAAAUCUAGUGAUUUCAUCCGUUCUUAUGAUCGAUGCACCCGAACCUUCUUUUUCAGUGGUUUAAGUGCGGUGGGCGUCUACGCUGCAGUGAGUAAUGAUUUUUUUUCAGUGUAACAUGCACCGUUCGCCUGUUUGCACGCCUAAUCUUUUUGCAUUUUGUUCAAUUCACACGCGGUGGUGUCGAAGAGGCAAAAGACCUUUCGACACUCUCUGAACUUUCGGACGGUAAGCGAAGAUCGGUCGGCAGACGAAGUGGUUUGAAAGAGUGGAGGUGGGAAGUAGGGAGCCAAAGAUCUGUCGCGCGCCGGGGUGUGGACGCCAGUCCAUACACGAUGUUCCAACAUUGCAAGUUCGAGAGCCAGGGGGCGACCAUAUGAAUAGCCAGUUGGAAGCUUUGCUGUCCCGCCUAGACUGCAACAGGCACAAGCCAGCAGACCAGAUACCGGCCAACGCCGCACGACCGGUGGCCCAUACUUGACGCCUCGAAUUGCCAAAAAAUCGAGUUUCAGAGAACUGACAUUUCAGACAACACUGUCAGUGUUAGCCAUCCAAAUAUACACGGACAGGACCUAGUCCUGGCAUUGAAAUGGGCCUCCACCGUUGAUGGCACGGAAAGGCUACGCCAGUUUUCUCCACGCUCAUCGAAAUGCACUUUAGUAGUCCGUCGGACCACCAAAAUGAAGAUAGGCAGCCCUUUCAUGUCACUAAGUGAACGAUUGCCGCUUUGGAAACAACGCCAUGAGUGAAACCGUCAACUUAAGAUGCUCCCAGCGGCACCCGUAACGCACUUGCUUCUGCGAAGUCCCUUGUGCCAUCGUCUUAUGCCGAACUGCAGAGCAUGGUUCAGCAAUUUCGAGGUGAGGUGAGGUGAGGUCUACGAGAGCGAUUCUGCGGUUGUGUUUGAGUGACCCGGGAAAGCACUGGCAGCCUUUGUGACACAAUCAGUUCUACUACUACUACUACUACUACUACUACUACUACUACUACUACUACUACUACUACUACUACUACUACUACUACUACUACUACUACUACUACUACUACUACUACUACUUCUACUACUUCUUCUACUACUACUACUACUACUACUACUACUACUUACUACUACUACUACUACUACUACAGGUAUAGGGCGGUGCCGUACUGCUUCCUUUCUUCACAGGAAGAGAAAUGAUAUUGAAUGUCCGAGCUGCAGAGGCACCAGUCCGAUCUUAUUUGACAGGAAGUUUUCCAGUAUAAUCCUUGGCUGCUAUUCCUCUGCCAGGGACGCACUGGCAAGGCCGAAUUAGGGCGGCUUCUGCUCUGGCUGUGCCCGUAUUCACCCUGCGGUGAAGAGCGUAACUUCUUGGCUGGGAAUUCUGGCGCCUGUCAAGGCUGCGUCUUUCUACUGAAAAUGAAGUGUGCGGUUGGUUCAGUGGAUUCUGUCGACGCCUGGACUACGCAGAUGUCCGGGUGAGUCAAAAUCUCAUCUCGAACCGUGACUAAAUCAACCUCGCCCUGUCAGACAACUCGCUCGACGAACUAGAGCCUGCGCUUGUUUCCAUGGUCUUCCCCUCCCGCAAACUGAAAAUGCCUUCUAGCAAAACGAAGUACUUAUCAGCAGCUUCAAGCUGCUUUUGGUACACCUUGUAUGGCUAGAGGUCCGAGGUAGCCGAGUGUUCUGCAUACCUCAGUGCCGUUGGGUUAACUACUGACCUGCAUGGGAGGGAGAUAACUUGCGGUCUACAGCUCGCACGGAGCCUGUUCUGCCGUCCUCAGAAUCCCGUGUUGUUUCGCCGUGAGGUUCAGCAGAACACAGAUGCGAUUGUAGGAGACUAUGGUCAAGAUUGUCUCGCACUGCGGCUGCGAAACGUGGUCUGUGCAUGCCACUGACUGAAGAAAAGUUGAAAUGUCCCAAAAUUAAUCCGGUCUCAGCUAGUGGUCCAUGUCUGGGGGGCGGAGCUCCACCCUCGAGCGUGGACGCCUUCUGCUCCUUCAGCAGAAGGUCAUGCACACCCCGUCGGCCGCAACGAGGCCCUAUCCACGACAUCAUCCCUCCGAGUUGGCGUUAUCCUAUUGGUCAACUGAAGAGGUGUACGUAAGUGGCAAGGUCAGAUCAACAGUGACUGUUGGACUCAACGGCCUUCUGCUUUCGUCAAUGGAGACAGAAAAAAGCAUUACUGACAUCCUAAUCGGUGAUCGAGGGCCAUGGAUCGCACUGGUUCCUGACGCCGUAGAGUCCGACCAAACAACACUACGUCUAGGCAUCACAAGUUCAAAUUUGUUGUGAUCUAAUGGCUUGGAGACUGUGGGAACUGGCGAGGUGGAUUCUCCAGUCGUUGCACUAGAUUUGAAGAAGCGGUUGAUAUACCCGAAGUCCCCCCGAGAAGACCCUCACUGCUUUAAUACGCAGAGAGAUAGCGCUAACACUAUUGUGGCGGGCCACAGGAUCGUUUCUACUCUUCACCCUGCGCGAUAGUGCCUUCGUGCGAUGUGCGCUCUACCUGCAGGGACUUUAAGUCGGAUUUUGCCGUUAAAACACAAGGGCCAACUGCAUACAGCGCUGCUGCUUUUGUGCCGAAGGCCUUGACGUGGACCACAGUAAGCUCAAAUCCCAAGGUCAGAUGAGACGAGCCUCCAAGAAGACGGAAGGCAGGUAUGGCCGACAACCGCAGCAGGAGCGGGGUAUCCACUAAGAACGAGAGUGGAUGUACUCUAAGAGCAUUUUCGACCCAUCUGCUCAUGCCUCUCAGUGAGAAGUGUUUUAAGCACUCAUGCUUUUCCCCUCCAUUCCCCUAUUCACCCCCUGGUUUUCUCCUGAAUAUGCUGGCAUUUAACACUGGAGCGCGUUUACGUCGUCUCCUGUGCCCUCGAUAACCACUAUGCUUGUAUCAUUCAGAUGCCCCCCAAAUGAACCUGUCCAGACGCCAUCGAUUGGUAAGCAUUGCCUUUCUUUUACCCUUCUGAUUUCUCAUCGGUCACGAAAAGUUCGUUUUAUACCUCAAGUGAGAUUUGACUGCAGCACCACUUCCAGAAACGCGUUCAUGUGCUGAUGUUUGCUGUUUCUGCACACGUACGAACCUGGUGCGUGGAUAGUUAUGGUGUCUUCACGGAGUCAAAUAGUCGCGGACACUUAUCUUCACGCUGCUUAGUGAAUAGAGCUGACAAUCCCGUUGUUGACAUCGACAACGCAGGUUUGUUGGUCGGAUGCGGUUAAACGGAGCCCGAGGGUAGAGUCGCGCAGCGACUUUGUUAUCUGUAUCCCAUCGUCCUUCACGUGUAACCGGAUGCCUUUGUUUGUGACUCCGGGGUACCGUCUAGUGUAAUUUGAUUUCUACCGGACACCAAUCAGCUAGCCUUGGGAGGGCCAUUUCGCCUGCCAUCGAUGUUGUUUUUGAUAAUAGAAAAUUCUUUCAUGAUCCAUCUGUUUCUUCCUCUGGAAGGAAAUUGAGUCCUAGUCCGCAUCGGCAUUUCCAUGGAAACGUUAUUUAACUUUUGCAUGAAAUAUUUUCCGAGCUUGUUAAUGCAGUGUUUAACGGACACUGAGCAGCACGGUUGGCUUGUCUUCCGUGGACUCGUUGUUCUUGCGUGCCGAUAGUCCCUUGGCUUGCUCCCUUCUUCCUCUGCUUGUUUAUUAAACUCCGGACACGGGUCCGCCCAUGUCAACGCCUCGUGUCGUAGUAACAAGCCCACUCCAAACCUGGGGAGUGUUAAGCGUAGCUGGUUAUAGUCCUCACAUGCCCUUCCCCCUCUCCCCAAACAAGAGAGCGCAAGGGCCAGUGUGGGGACGGGGGGAGUGGAGUAUGCGCAUACAGGCACCCAGAAGCUCGCCGCUUUCCCGGACAACCAUUAAAUCCAUUCGUGCAUGAAGUUCUCGCCACCCCUUUAGUCCGCAGCCUUACACAAUUUAAGCUUUUUGUCACCUGGUAGCACACAAGUAGUUGCGUAUGCAAGGGUUGGGCGAGCACACCCGGUGUAUGCAGUAAACAAAUUUUCUCCGGUAGCGGCGUUGUUCUCUUACGGACAGUUCAUGCUCACUUUUAAGCCUUUUCAGGUGACACGUCAGUAUUAGCUUAUUGUCACUUGACCAUUCUAGGGAAUUUUAAGCGGAUUUUGCAGACCCAAGGACCUUUUAUUGAAAUCUAGGCUGAAUUGGUCCCGUGCUGCCAGACCUGCUUAUAUGAUUGCUCGCAUGCAGUACACCUCUAGAGCAGCCUAAACUGCAGGUUAUUUUUCAGUCUGCAUCAGUACUUGAAGCUUUCUGAGACGGUAUUUAGCAAAUCGUUGAGCUAUAAAAACCAUUGACAACAUAAAAUGCCAGUUUCGCCGUACUCAAGGUUUUUUCCUUUCUAGUGCUUUAAAAAUGCAUUUUAACUUGGAGUAAAACUUGUAGGUUAGCCUCGAUUGUCAUCCAGCUGCUUUAUACGAUUUUCGAGUAGUGCUGAUUGAAAGUAAGGGUACAUCUGUCCGUUGUUCAAAUCAACCCUAAACAUGCGUGUGCAAUGGUAGUACCGGUUAACCUCAUCUUUAUUCCAUCCGUUCCUUCAAACCAAACAGAUCUUGAUCUCUCGUUCUUGGAUCAAUCAGCGAAGGCAACGGUAAGCAUUGGUAAAGAAUUAUUUCUGUUACUUUCCUGGUAGGACUUAGCUUACUGUUCAUCCGCUCGGUUACAGCACUGCUGCUCGUCUCUGCUGUUGGUGUCACUGACACCCGGCUGUACUCCUCAUGGCAGUACUAAGACCCACGGCCGCCAUCUCCCGGGGCUUCGCGGUAUAGACGACAACCAACAGAUUGUGUAUUGCAUGUGGCUCUGACGCAUGCAACCAAGUGCACCAGUAAACUCUCUUUCCGCGCACGGACUGCGACCGAGCUAACGUUUUUGUUGACUUUUCUUAAGUUCCCUCCUGACUAUCUGGGAGACGCAAAUACUUUCCUUGACCAGAAGAUCCCCGCUCCUCCUCCCCCCCCCCCGCCUCUAAUUUACAUCUAUAAUGUCCUGCCAGACAAUUGUCGAUGUGGUCCCCUGACCAAAGUGCCAGUUGCACGUAAGGUCGUCACAGUCCUUGGGACACUAGAGCUGCCAACUUCAGUUGGUGACCACGGGUAAACUCGGAUCAAGAGAGGCCUGUAGCCGGGGGCUGGAGUUUCACUGACUGAUGAUGGCAUAUGUGCCGGAAAUAGCCGUUCCAGUGUCCCUGUCUUUGUCACUGAAACAUCCUGAGUAUCGAUGACUGGUCGUUAGGUCAUCUUAGCCCGAAAGCUGGACAGAAAUGUCGAAUUCUGUCCUACAAUCAGGAUUCCUCUGUACACGCUACUCUCAUGUGACUUAAUGCUCUUUCGACUUGACGCAUACCCGUUUGUGCAGUGGACGGCCUUCCCACUGAAAUCUACGAGUCGUGUGUCGACAUUCUGGUGCCUUGGCUCCAUGAGGGGAUUGAACAAGCGUGGAUAGACGAGGUUGUUCCAGCUAACUGGGACUCAGGCAUUCUUGUACCCGUCCUCCAGAAGGGUGCUUAGACAAGAUGCGAAAACUACCUCAUCGACAUUUCCGCGAAGGUCUUCGCCGUUGUCCUUCUCAGGCUAUUCCAGGCUGUAUGUGACUCUAGAACGAGGCCUAACCGAGCCGGAUUCCGGGCAAAGCGUGGGUGUGCCGACCAUCUAUUCACACUGAGGCGCAUUUCCGAAUUCCGCCGUAGCCACCAUAACAGCAGACGGCCGUCUGCUUUAUUGACUUUGCUGUUGUAUUCGAUUCCGUUCACCAUGAGUCCCUGUGGUGAACAAUGGGACAAGGAAACGUAUCGGCCAAAAUCAUCGCCAUAACCAAGACCUGCCUUCGCUCAACCGCUGCCUGAGCUCACGUCUAUAACAAUCUAUCCCAACCGUUUGAUCUUCGGUCUGACGUUCGGCAAAGUUGUCUGCUGUCGCCCACUUUUCUCAAUUAUGCCAUUGAUUGGAUUCUGGGGAAAGCCCUACACGAAGGUGACGGUGCAGAGUUUGCACCCGCCUGCCGGUCGACUGACCAUGACUACGCGGAUGAUAUCGUUUUACUAGCUUGUAGCUUCAGUGAUCCGCGGUCUAUGGUGCCACGGGUAAACAAGGUCGCUAAAUCAGUCGGUUUAUUCAUAAAUGCUGGGAAAACCGGUGUUUUCAAGCCGCAGCCCUGACCAGGAAAGGAACCUCUUGAAAUUUAUGGCUGUCAACUUUAAGAUGUAGAUAGUUUCAAAUACCUUGGAAGGUGAGGAAUCUGUCCAAUGGAUAGAGUACGAAGGACACUGUCUUCCGAACCGAAGCUGCCCGCGGGGUUUUAUCAAGUCUUCAAGGGGGUCCGUGAACCGGACGUGACAUCCCCAUCGCCACGUGCGUGUACCGUGCGUCCGUCCAGUCAAUCCUUCUGUACGGUUGUGAAUCCUGGACUGUGCGCGUGGAGGACGAGCGAAAACUGGGGGUAUUCGACCACUACUUCUUGAGGACCAUCGUCUCAGUGAAGUACACCGAUUACAUCUUAAGCGAGGCAGUGCGCAGGAUAUCCAGGCCAUUCGAGAAAUAAGGUUGUAGUGGUUUGGACACGUCCUUCGUCGUCCACCUCACAAGCCCAGUGUUGCUACCCUCGACUCGGCACCGUUACCUACUUGGAGGCGUCAAAGAGGAGUUCAAUUCAAAAACUAAGUCGACACAGCCUGUCGCGGUCUGGAAGUAGUUUUCGGAGCUUCGAUAUUUAGUCUCCUUCGCUGGCGCAGAGCAUAAGUUGAGCUGCCCCAGAUCGCCACGCGUGGUGAAGAAGUAGUCUCUGUGACAUCAUCAUGGGGGCCGGCCGGAUCAGACAUGAGCAAAGCCGUACCAAAUACAAGUAAGUGAGUAGCGCAGUUGUAAGGGCUCUGAUCGACAAUCAAUUUACCCCGGAGGUUGGAGCACCUGAGUCAAAAGUGGCCCUUGUGGCGUCCCUCUUUUUGUGGACAUGACCUCCACACAGUGUCAAAUUUUGUAUUUUAUAAAAUCUAUCCAACGACAUCAAGAAGAAAUGCGUUUCUUUUAGCGCCCCACGGCUCCGCACACGAUGUCCAAUUCAAUCUUACAAAACUUUGACCCCCUCAUCGAAGGUUAGUUCAUCUGCCUUUAUUGUUUCUGCUGACGCGAUUUCGGAGAAAACGGUUGUAAUAAAUAUUCUGACACCCCACAAUUUUAUGCUCGUCGCAUUUUCGUCUGCUUGCCAUAGAGGCGGCAAAAUGUUACUCUGUUGCGUUGAAUCGUGCGAUUAAACCCUCGCUGCUCUUCAUUGAUCCCUGCUCCUCCAAAGGCAACUCGCCGUCCCACUUCCACACCUGGUAACAAGAUUCAUUUGCCCGGACUGUGCAACCUCGCUGUAAACUUUCUUAAGAACCCUGUCAUACAGUGCAACCUAACCGCGCUUUGCUGUGUUCGUAACUAAGUGACGGCAUUGUUUGCGUCAAUCGUUUGAGACCCGUUUUCAUGACUCAUGUCAUGCGCGUUUUGUGACUGGGCGAUCCCGCCGCCCGCAGUCGGGGAUUAUGUUCACCUAAGGUCGAUCCUGCAGGCACCGUAGAUUAAUGCCCAUUCGCAAACAUCCCAGGAAAGGCGACGCCUCAUAUAGAGAGAAGGCAGCUUUAAGGGCUGUCUUUCCAGCAUUGGUGAAGGGGGGGGGGGAGUUCCAUUUUUUGACCACCAGCAUGACCCACUUCACCCUUGGCCACAUGCCCUGGCAACGCCUAAAUCCGUGGCAUCUAGGUGCUUUUGGCAAUUUAUAAUGUCUUCUCGUUGCGGCCGCGAUCUUGACUACUUUGGGGGUCUCCAGUCUCACUCUCUUCCACGGGUCUUACACCCGAUCCCUUCGCCAUCACGAGAAUCACGGCACCGCAGAGCGCUUCUUUCCAAGGCAUGAUGGGCAGUACUCGACUACAGUUUUCUUUGGUCGCCACUAAUGGAAGUGGUAACGAAGAGCCGGCUGUCAUGAUUUUUUUCUGGUCCGCAGCCGUUACUCAGCUCACUUGUUUCGAGUUGUCUUUUUAUGCCCAAUCGCAUGCCAGCGAUAGUAAAUGAACAUCUGCGAUAACCUCAAACUCCACAUCGUAGGCAACUUUGCGGCAUUUCCCAGGGUAAUUGAUGUGUGUCAGACGCUAAGCCUCUGCUUCCUCUGUGGCCGUUUGCAAGCCCCAAAUGUCUGCUUUCUUUGCAGGCAGCCGCCAUUGACAGCUGCCGUGGCAGCAUCUUGGGCCGGUCCGGCUGGCGCACGGGCAGCCCCCUUUUCUCAUCCUUAUAGCUAACCUCAUCAACUGGCCGUUUGUCAGUCCGAAUUAGAGGUCUGCCCGUGGGCACAAUGGGCUGUUGUGCUCACGCAUUUUUCUAAAGCCGACCAAUUGACCCUUACUAUUCAGCUACUUGGUGUACAUAGGACUGCUCCUCCGCUUCAGGCCUUGCUACGCCUGUUUUAUUGCACAAAAUUAGUGUUUAAUGUAUCCCUUUUCAGACGGCCGUUCGCCCGAAAAUGCGGGAACACCGGCGCCUACGGUUCCGGAAGUGUGAGUAUGCUGCGUGUUUACCUUUGUGCUUUUUGUAACCGGCUUUUUGCCAUUCGAAAUGCUCUUGAUCUCGGUUAGUCGUCUUCUGUUGAUGCAAUUCCAGAAUCUGUCAACAAUCCACUAGCGUUUCAUGGCGUCGAUGUGCACAUGGCAGUAGUUCAGUAGACGUAGGCUGACCCGACAUCCAUGGAAUAUUAGUAGUGCUUGUUUGCUCGGCAAACUCGACCAUUUGCAAAACAUGCAGUCAUAAACAAGUUCGCCUCUUUUUUCGCAAAAGACAUAAACAGCAGACAUUUAUCUCUUAAAUCCUCGAUCACAGUACCCAUUAAUAAGCUAAUCGGUAAAAGAGCAACCUCGUCGACAACUGUAGACACCAUUUUCAGUGCUUAUGCUGCAAGUCAGGUGGGCAAUCAAGCGACCAAUAGCAUCGACAUCGACGAGGACCUCCACUGCCUGGGAAGGACGCGACGACUUGCGCAGCAUGUACUUCCCGCUUUUGACAAAGACAAGUGGUAAGGCUGGGACGCAAUGACUCACGUCGCGAGCAGACCCAGUCUCCGCGUGCCACACAUGCCUUGGUCGCCGAGGCCCAUCCUCCGCACUGCGAUGAAUUCCACUCUCAUGUGACCUUGAAGGUUGCCAAGGCGAGCGUGUGCCUCAUGUGCCAGAGCGUCUGUAUCGAGGAGCGAUUGAGCCCUGAUUGAGAACGCAGGUCCUUCCUGACUAAGGAGAACAAACAUGCGUAAGAAUACUACCCCAGCCCGUCCUUUCGUAAUGCUAAGUAUAGAUUAUGACAGCAUUCCUGCUCUCAUUUUUUUUCAUGCAUCUCUUUUGUCUUCUUACCUGUCGCUUUAAAUGUCCAAAACCGAUUCUAGGGAAUUUGAUUUUAUGUCCUACUGGGUACUGCUUCCCAGACUGCCUAGACAUUAAAAGAAUACCUCCACAACUGCCUCUAGAGCCACCUUUCGGACAGGUGAGAAGGGGGGGGGGAGGACUCCUUACUUUCUUUUUACUCGCUUUUCUCCCAUCUAGAAGCCAGGAGAACAAUGCCAGCACGAAGAGCACCAGACAUAGCCUGUCUGCCCUGUUCCAAGCAUGGAACCACCUGUUAUUGGGUCAGUCUGCGGCCUCGCCGUCGACACCCGCCGUCAACCUGGCCGGCCAAUUGCCCUCCACUCAGCACCCAAUCUUUUCACCCCUCCUCGGCCAUCUCAAGUCCGGAUCAAAGCUGUCCGGCGCUGUCGCCUCCCUGCUCUCUCCGUGGGCAGGCACCGCAGCAGCUGAAGGCGGCGACCCAAAGGACCCGGACACUUCUAUUGGUGCUGCUGCUGACCCGACAGAUGACAGUCUGGCGGACCUCUUCAAUAGGAUAAACCUAAAGGAUGCCGACUCCGGCAACAAUCCCACCGGCGAGGAAGAAGAGGAGAAAGAAGGUAGGGGGCGGCGCCGUUAUUGUCUUUUGGGACCCUUCAUCGCCACGCGGUGCUUUCGUGUCGUGGUACUCAGCACCCAUCCACACCGCCUAGGGAGGCGACAUUGACUUGGUCAGGACUUACAUGACACUGAGGCAAACUUCGACAAUGCCUCUCUCUCCCUCCCCCCCUCUCUCUCUCCCUCCCCCUCUCUCUCUCACUCUCUCCCCCUCUCCCUCCCUCUCUCUCCCCUCCCUCUCUCUCUCCCUCUCUCUCUCGUCUGCCCUUCUUUGCUCACAAGCCAGCGAGCCUACUUAGGGUGGGGUCGGUCUGGUAAACAGCCUCAUCUGUACGUGCUACACGCGUGUUGUUGCCCCCGAACCCUGUGAACCAGGCUAGCUAGCUAGUCCAGAUCUCACGCGAUGCUGAGCAGUGCUAUAAAGCCAUAGUGCGAAGAAACCUUUUGCAACCUAGCUGUCAGUCCGGAGGCGGACAGGCCCGUCCUGACGGUUUGAAACGGGGAUUUUAAACCGGCCGUAAUAGUGUGGAAAGACUUUGCUAAUAGAAGCGAAGAGGCGAGUUCCGGGAAGUUUUCGUGAAGAAGGAGACACGAUCGCUGGAACAAGAGCUUUAUUAUAGCCUGCCAUUUCGGAUUCUCACUCGAAUCCAUCAUCAGAGACAGAGUCAGAAAGGGGUCGUACGUGGCCCAGGUGUUGCAGUAUUUAUAGGAUGUAGUUGCAAGGCCACUGAGCAACAGCAGCAACCACCCAAUUAGUCGCAAACGCAGUUGUUUAAGGACACUACCGGCGUGUGGAGACACACUGCAGUGGACCGGCAGACAAGGUUACUGAAUUUCAACACCAACGGGUAUUUAAAGCCAAUGGCUACCCGCACAACUUCGUCAACCAGUGUCUGUGCAAACGAGACAAGAGACAAAAUCCGACCGGCCCCAAAUUUUGGCAAGCUCUCCCGUAUGUGAAGAAUGUCUCAGAAGCCGUCAGCCGCCUUCUCACACCCUUUCAAAUUGGGGUAGCACACAGAACGGAGGCAACCCUAAGGCGCCAGGUCAUCAGGCCGAAGGACACAUUGCCGCGGCGAGAAGCAUCUGCAGUCGUUUACCGUAUCUGGUGCAGCUGUGGGUAAAGCAACUAUGUCGGAGAAAUCACAGGACUACUGCGGACGCGGAUGGCCGAGCGCGCAGCAGCGGUGGGGAGGAAAGACGCUAGCUUCCAAAUCGCGGCUCACUCGACGGGACCCAACCACACAUUCAAGUUUUACGAAAUAGAAUUUCUUGCUAGAGGUGACAACCGCGUGGGCCGUGAGCUGCUUCAGUCAUGGUUUACUGGCCCCCAGUCCAUUAACAAGUGCAAUAACCUUCCCCUUCCAUCCUCCGUGCUGACACUUCGCCUAGGCGGAGUAAUUAUCCACGCGGGGAGCGCACAGGCGAACACUCUUCCCAACGCCAAGGGUGGUGGUGCGUCAGAUGGUCGAGCCAUCAUCACACCAACAUCCAGCGCACGUGAUGAAAUUGCAGCAAUUAACGACGCAAAUGUUGACCAUCAAACAAUCAUCACACCACGUGCAACGAUCACUGAUGAAAGGGGGGGGGUUGAGCCGCAGAUCUCCAUAUGCGACAGCCAGUGUAUCGUCUAUCUACAACUGCUGAUAUUCCAGCCAACAGCCUUGAAAAUUUUUCAAUGCAUAUCUGUGAUAGAACACACAAAUGACUGUCGAAUUUUGGCAACAUUUAGCGUCUGUUCUGAGAACUGCACGGCAACUGUAUACUCUAACACCUGGCCAGUCGAACCGUGAUGCACUCGGGAGCUGCCAGCUGCGAUAGGCAUGUAGCGGCCUAGCAACUACAGCAGCCCCAUAGGGCUCCAUCUGAAUUGACCUGUGCCUACAAUCUGAUUGCGCUAAUUUUUACGAGGCUGUCAAGUUAAAUACUGUUUUAUUCACGAGACUAUUUACUAUGGAGGUUUCGAUAAUGCCAGAGACAAUGACUUCAUCGAGCAGCUGUACUGUUUCAAAGGCUGUGAGGUCCCAGUAGGUUGAUAUUAACUGCGGCGUCAUAAACGCGAAAUUUGGAACGGUCAGCAAAUGGGGACAAGGAAAGUACCUUUGUGGAAGUUAUCUACAUGCCUUAGAUGGUUUUUGUUUUACGUAUGAAGGGUUUGCAACAUUGGUCACGUGUGUACUCUCGCAGUUCCCAAGGCAAUCUCAAAAUCCGUUUAAUUUAGUUCCCACGGCAUCGCUGCCGCCGUUUUUCUCGCAAAUGAAUAAGUAGUGUUUAUCUCCGACAUUGGGUCGCAUGGCUUGGCUGGCAAAAGCGUUUCUGCGUGGUGGCGAUAUGAUUGUUUUGCCUCUUUGCAGUAAGUUUACAACUGAUAAUUACAGGCAGAGUUUGACGUUUCAGACGGCAAAAUCGGCUGUGUUGAGGCAUUCUAUCCGUGUGCGUUUGCCGAUAUAACUGCAAGUCUACAACCCAUAGAAGCGGUUGCCUAGCAGUAAGCAAUCUGUUAUUCAGAUCUAACUCGAUAGCGCUCAAUAGCGCUUACAGAUCACCUAUUGAUGGGCCUUCAACUGUCCAGAUAUUGAUAAAGGGUAGAAGCGAUCGCUUCUACUUCUUAUCAAAUAGUUCCUGGAACUCGUAUCUUCGCUUGUAUUGUCAAGAUAUUUCUGUCCUUAGGACUGGUAUCCAGACUGCGAAGUCUUUAUGGAGCCUUUCGACAUAUUCUGUGGAUUAAAUCUGGUUCAUGUCUCUACAGGAACCAGCAUAAGUGUGGUGCGCGUAGACGGGACAGAUAUGACGCUACCCAUUCUGCAUUGAUCUAGCCUUGCCGUUAGAAUACGAUGGGCGUAGGAAGGGAGGAUGAGGUUAGCAUCUUGCAAGUUCCAUUCAUCGUAAUGUAACUGAGGAAAGUCAUCGCUGCCUUCCCCCCCCCCCCCAGGCGUAGUGGUGGUUCUGUCAGAUCCCGAAUAACGAACUAAUGAUAAUUAACUGAGCUAGCUGUCUAAAAUUUGAGACUUUAUGCAAACUGCUAGUGUGCUACUCGGAGUAUGAGCCGCGUCUUCACCAGCAUGGUCUGCACUUGACAUGUGGCUUUGGAACGUGGUUACUUGAAAAUUUGUACGCCGUUUAACGCAUGCAAAAUGAUACUGAAUUUGUCUUUCCAGUUUUUCGACAAAACUCUACAGCGCUUCAGAAACCCACUGCCUUUUAAGUCAUUAGUGGGGUGUAUAGAGUCGCCAUAAUCACUCUUCCAUCAAGUUUUUAUAUUUUAAAUAAGUAAAAUAAACACCGGAAGGAAGUUCUUCUGCAGUGCCUAGUGGUAGCAUUACCAUGGAAAUAACUUGAUUUCAAAGGAACGUAGUCUGUACUUUUGUGUAAAAUGCCUACUGAAGCUGGGAACCGUCGUGCGAUCGUGUACUAGCAACGAACUCAUAUCCUCCCUUUCUGAAACUUGAAAAUUAAAUUCCUGCCAAACUUAUCACACACCGAGCCUUGAUGUUGUUUUGUUGGUGACUGGUACAGAGUUUCAUUCUGCCAAAUAAUUGGUUUUAAACAAUGUAUUAUACUUAGCUGCACUUGGUACACAUGCACUCAUUGCCGUUCAUACCUGCCGCGGUUUGCGGCAGUAAGUUCCAAACACAUUACGCUCCCUUUUACAAAGAUGAAGUCGUACACCCGAACACUACCUCCCUAUCUUGGCGAACUCCAUCGAGCCGCUUUAGGCCGAACCCUUCUUUGUCGCUUCCGCGUAGACGGUGGCAUCCAGUUUAGGACAUCAUGACUAAUUUCAUCUGACUGGCGACGUGGAGAAUGUGGCCAAACAACGCAGGGUCUCGUUUUCCGAUGGUCUGGAAUACAGUUGCAGCGUUCUUCUAAGUAUUUGACUGUCUCGGUGGAGAGGAUGUCAACCUACUUUAUUCUGGGGAUGGUUCCCAGGCAACAGGAAUGUACAAACGCCACUUUCUGCUCGUCGUUGACACGCACAACCUGGAAUCGGGCCUCAGAUUAACCCGCUGUACGCCGAUGCUUGUGACGAUCCAGAUAUUGACACGAGCCUAUGGACUCCUUCGAAAACUAGCUUUAACUGUGCGGUUACAGGCGCCAGUACCGUGCUGCGCUGUCCGUUUGGCAACAUAGGCCCCCGCAACGGCCCGCGCUAGGCCACAACUACUUUCCUACAUGCAUGUUGCUCGCCUUUACGCUGCGUUAUCCACUGCGGGCCCAGACAGUUGCCUGGUGAGGCCGACAUUAGGAAAUCCUCUUCCACGGUACAUCAGCACAUCCCUUGCCACAAUAGAUGCGACGCGCUUAAACCUGCCACGACACCGUAACAGACCUGAAAGGUUGCCAACGGUCGGGAUGACACGCUCCUCAAGGGGAUUGUAAUGCAGUAACUGGAGAACUCGCAUCCAGGCUACAAUUGCUCCUUUAACUAUUCUGAAACGCCAAGCCAAUAAAUUUCGUGUCCAUGAUCGCAUCUUCGUCUUUGAACUGUUCCCUGGAACUAGCCUCUUCGCUUAUAUAGGUAAUUCUCACCUACGUGAGAUCGCAGCCGACUUGUCAAUAGCCCGGUACAUGCGGUGGGGGGACUAGGCCGUGCGCGCCACGCUUGGACGGGCAAUGCAGCUUCGUCAGCCAUGCGCUCAAGCCCAUCUUCGCUUGUCUUGACACUGUCUUGCCAUGGGAGCAAGAUGGGUUAGGAGGAGGAGGAAGCGCAGAGGAUGUUGCAUACGCCCUUUCCAACGUGACACUUGAAAUCCGCUCUUCUCAGAACUGAGAAUCAAGCUGCAGUUGCUCCUUCCUUUAUGACACUCGAGCCACCCCUACAGUAGCCUGAUACAUACAUGCAUAAGCAGGCUGUUUAGCCUUGUCAAUCACAGCGUCCGUGCCCUCCUGCCAUCCGAGAACGGUAGGAGCGUGUGCGAUAGAUGUUGUGCAAGUCUACUCCACCAUAAACUAGUUCACAUGAAAGUCACCGUUUCUGCCCCCUCUCCAUGGGGCACGCGGUUGACAGUCAUUUGGUGUAACCAUUGGACACCGAGAUAUUUUGGACUGUGUACUUAAACCUAACGGACGUUGACCGUAGGGGAUGCCUUCUAGCGAGGCAUGCAGCUUAGGAAUAUUUCAGGUUUUUAGUGUGUGUGAUAUAAUGUGAGUAAGUGUUGAUGAGUACGCCGUUAUUUGUCAUGCUAAUUUAUUUGUUUGUUUUCGGUUUUUAGCCUUUUUCUCACCUGACCGUGGCCGAGCCUCGCCAACGGGCCCCACGGCACCUUUUGGCUCCGUGGAUCUAGCACCGCAGUCUGGCUUUCUAGAAGACACUCAGUCCUCCAUCCUGCCGCAUUUGGAGAGAAGUUCCCACUCCCUCUGUUCUUCGCAUUACUCAGACGCAGUGGAGACCAUUGAGAAUGUGUCAAGUGCACCACCUGCUGGGUCCUCUUCAGCGUCCCUGAGUCAAUCUUGCUGGGUUGUAACCGACGGCACCGCGGAGGAAAGACGCACUUCCAGCAUAGGCCUGGAAGACGCCUCCAGUACCGAGGACAUUUCUCACAUUGAAGCCGCCAGGACUCCACGGGAAAUCAUUCCACCUCGGAGAGCAACUCUCACACCACCGGCCUCUGAGUGUCCGGUGCACGUUUUGGGUGUUCCUUCCUCGAACAUGGGAGAUUCCGCCCUGCUGACUGAUCCUCAAACUACUCCACUCGACCACAAGAACAACAGUAGGCAGCGGUCCCCUGAUCUCGUUCCUGCCCCAGCAUUUCCUUUCACUACUUCCAUACCCUCGUGUGAUCAAGAGGUUGAUGCAAUUCCGGACGUUGAAGUCCAGCUGCCCCUUCCCUUAGCAACGGAGCCGUCUUCCGUAGGCGCCGAAUAUCACUUCCCAACAUCCGCUUUUCCGCCACAGUCACCAAGCGCACGUGUCCAAAGCGUCCCAUCCAUAGAUGAACCGGAAGCUGUUGUUUUGCCUCCUCUGGCAGAUCUGUAUGAAUAUCCAGCUCCUCAGACGGAAAUCUAUCCUUUGAAUACUACUUCAACUGGGAAGCGACCGAAUACUAAACCUGAAGGACCAGUAAAUGCAGAUGAUGUCACUAGCCAACCGGUGUCAGUUAGCCUCAACUCACACUUUAUUUACACGGAAACUGACAGUGGUCCACUCUCUGCCAGACAGCGCCAGUCCAUUGAUGUGCAGCUGGAAUCUGCUGGAACGCAACUUCCAAGUGAGGAUGAAUUGCGAUUGUCGGAGGAAAAGCCUGUUCCACAACCCUUAGCUGCACGUGAUAACUCGCUCACCGACUCCUUCGCAGCUCCUUCUCUUGACCCUUCCUUAACGCGGUCGAUUAUUGAGCAGGGGCCGGCGUUGAGUUUGAUUGUUGACCCAGUCUCUGCUACGACAAUUGAGUCCGCGGAGACGGUUCCGUCCGCUCCUCAUAAUCGCGCUGCUCUAGAUGCCGGUUGCACUGUUCCAUUCGUCACCUCCGCCGUCGUCUCUGAGACCGCGGACUUGUUCUCAGCUGUUCAAAAGACCGCGGAGACGCCACUCACUGAAGGGGCAGCCGAUAACUGCUCUGUGGUCAUAAGCUCCACUCCUGCAGACAGCCACAAUGGCGAUGUUAGUUUAUUUUCGUCGUCAGCUGCCGCUGUCAGCACCGAUGAGGAGACCUCCGUCAUUGAACGCCCUUUCGAACAGACGUGCAGUACAGUUAUUGAGGUCGCCGACACACGCUUGACCACUGGACGGUCUGCAAGCCCAGUUGACGCUGAAGUGGCGGCUGCUGAUCGACUCGUCAUUAUAAGCUACCCUUCUGAUGUCGCAUCCGAUGGCAAGGCUCGUUCGUCACUUUCCUCUUCGACUGCCGCCACCACCAACAACGAAGACACCUCCGUUGUUGAGCCUCCUUCGGCACCAGUUGCCGUUGUGGCGACUGAGACUAUGGGCGUGCCCCUGACUUCUCAGCAAAUCGGGAGUACAGAAGAAACUGAUCAUCAUCUUCCAGUUGCAGUCUCCUCACCCGAGGUCCCCUCGACGACGCCCGAGUGCCGCCCCACCGAACUCAACCAACGACCUCGGCGGAACACGGUCACCCUCGAAAACCCAAUCCAACUGCAACGUAUUCACGCGCCCAGACUUUCGGGAAACGCGGAAUCAUCGGUGGAACCUACUGCCACGGCCGCCGCCGCCGCCGCCGACAGCACCACCACGGACUUGGGGCGACACAGUACCGAGGCGAUUGUAUCGGAGGACAAAGAGAACGUACCACCGAAAGUGGGUUACUUUCCUCUCAUGUCUAACUGCGCUUGAAAUGUGAUGUAUACGGACGGGUAUACGCAUUUGGACCGGUGCGCCAAAGUUUCAAACCCAGAAAGACACCGGCUUGGCCAUACAGUGAAGCACCUGACAGAGUCAUCCGCAGGGUUGCAUUGUACGGAAGCGUGUGGGGACAGCCUGUGUGCACGUGUUAGGGCUUAGGUGCAUGCCUACUCAAGGUUGCGGGGUGUCGCUCCCUGCCUGAUGAGUGAUUUAGACUGAAAAGUAAAGCAGUCUAAUGAUGCCUUCUCCAGAAUGUUUGUGCCAUUCAGUGCAAGGAGGGUGCCCUGGGAAAAAGAAUUCUCUCGUGUCCUUGGCAUUGUUGCUUCUCGUAUUUAAAUCCCAUACAGGUAGUGGAACCACUUCCAGCUUCAAGAGCUCCCGUCAAGCCCCCUCCCCGUAGUAAGUAAGCAGCCGUCUAGACCUGAGCGGGAAGAAGUUUGCUAAAAGCCCGUCGACAAGGGGGCACCCUAAUUGCUGCACCCAGAGGGCUAAAAAGUAAACUUUAAUGACACUUUUGGACCAAUUUUAUUAAUCCCCCGAUUUUAUUGUUGGGUAUGAGGCUUUUGUACGCCGAUAAUGCUUGACAUGUGCUCGCGAUGAAAUCCCAGACAGUUCAAGCACGACAGUUGAGGUUCCCUUCACACCCCUUUCGUCACAUGUUACGUGCAUUUAUUGCUACUGCCGCAAGCCAACGUCGAAAGCUAACUGAAUGUGACAAAGAGGUCAGGUCAAAACCUGUCUGGACAGGGUGCGUCAGUAUAUGGAUGCGGUUUUCAGACCUACAGUUUCUGUUCUUAAUCUUGGAAAAGGGGGCGUGUUGAAGUCAUCAGGUCCGGACAUGCACCGCUGUGCGGCUGCUGGAGUAAACCCCCUUUUCUCAAAGCACAUAUAUACAUAUAAUACAUAGGCAGCUCGCUAAGAGUGCAACGGGCCAGACGUAGACAGCUGUCAAGUGGGCGUUUGACCCUCACUUUUGUGGUUAGGAUCUCACUCGAUCCCAUUCCGUCCGCCCGCCAGCUUGCUACUGGCGACAACGAACGGUGUGUCAUAGGACACGUACCACAUACAAUACAUAGGCAGCUCGCUAAGAGUGCAACAGGCCAGACGCAGACAGCUGUUUCACGGUCGUUACCACUUCAUAAGGCCUAUGACGUACUGAUGAUCGGUAAAGUGAGAUCCUAACCACAACAGUGAGGGUCAAACGCUCACUUGACAUAUAUGCAUAUAUAUGUUGGGGUUGGGUGUGACUGACUGACUGACGACGGCUAAUAAGCCAGAAAUGGCCAUUCCAGUCUCCCUUGUCUUUGUUGGUAAUAUCAUUAUACAUAUAUAUAUAUAUAUAUAUAUAUAUAUAUAUGUAUAUAUGUCGAUAUGCGUAAAGAUUCGAGGUCCAGACAUUGUAUCGCGUUUAUCAUCUCCCGAAGAAGACGAAGUAGAAGCAUUCUCUGUCGUCCCUCCUCGCUGCUAUUAUGACUUGGCCGACUUCGGCCUGGUAAUUGGUUGCCUGUUCGUGACCUUUGCCACACAUGCAGAGCUUGUUUGCUUUGUGAAGCCAAUAGAUCGGUGUGCGCCCAUUCCUGAUUGAUAAAUACCCGAUCUGCAGCGACAGAGAAUGACAGGUGGCGAGGCACUGAUGAACUUCGGUUCGAUGAAGUGCUUAUGACCCAUCUGGUAGGCCUCAGAGGUGGACCGACUGCGCCAGGUGCGUCUGUGCGCAUGUUUGUGUUUCUGGUCUCAGCUGCUGGUGGUCAGGGUUAUGAUUGGCUGAAUGAAGGCAGAAUAAGCCCGAAACAGUGCUGUAUCAAUCUACCCGCAUUCUCUGUCGUCCCUCCUCGCUGAUAUAUAUAUAUAUGUAUAUAUGUCGAUAUGCGUAAAGAUUCGAGGUCCAGACAUUGUAUCGCGUUUAUCAUCUCCCGAAGAAGACGAAGAAGUAGAGAGGGCGAAUUCAUGGACCAUAUUGUAUUCGAACUGACGUUUCGGAAACUUCCUCGUUUCCAUCAUCAGAGUAGCGUAAUUGUUGCACUUGCCGGUCUUGAGUUGUUCAGUCUUGCCGCUUGCCUCGUAUUAUAGCCGUGCUGGACGCACGAACUUUGACCUGCCUGUUUGCCGCUGACUGGCUUAGACCUCAUAUAUACACACACAUACACAUAUAUAUGUAUAUGUGUAUGUGUGUGUUUUGCAGUUUGAUAGUCGUAACAUCUGUAGAAGCGACGUUGAGAUGAUCAACGAAGAUUGAGUUUGGAUGCUGUGAUUGGACUUCAAAAAUGUCGCCGCAAUUUUCGUCUGUCCAGAGCUGUUGCCAAGCCCGCCUGGGCAUCGCCUGAUAACUUGAACAGAUUGCUAGGCCUAAGAGGGUCUGACCAGAAGCAUUCUCUGAUCGCCUAAAUCAUUUGUUUCGGGAAGCGCCUUAGUAGAAAUGUUAGUCGCGCUCGAUCGAUGCUUCAGUAAAAUAGCGAUCAACAUAACGUCUUUCGACCAUGAUGACAAGAACUCUAGACGCGUAGUCACCUAGCUUUCUGCCGAAUUAUGCGUCUCUGGGUUUUCGGCUCUCUUGCACGCAAUGGCAUUUUCCAAACUUUAAAACGUCUGUGUCGAUUAUCCACACAACUUUUCCCACGAGCCCGGUCGGAUGUUUUCGGAGCUGAAACGCUUGCUGUUAGGCUGUCCCAUGCAGGUGUUACCCUAAUCUAAGGCGCUGUAGCGAAACCUUAACACAUCCAUUAGGAAGGCCUCACUUCUAUUUAGGCAAAUUCCUCUAAGUGGUGUGUUUACUGUGACUUCGACUGUUCAGGGGGGCACCCAGGUCAACAUCUGAGGGGGAUAGAAGACUUAGGCAUACUUUCGUCCAAAUCAGUGACUCGAACAGGAAAAGUACCCUCGGGACUCUAGAUUUAUUCCGGACUCCAACACUGCCCGUACUUAAAAGUAAGGACAUUCAACUUUAUCGUGCUUCUCUCCUAACAACAAUUUUGUUCGAUUAGUAAAGUAAACAUGCACUUUACCGUCCUUGUUCACUCCCCCCCCCCCGCCACCCAGCCGAGACGCCGUACCACCGGCAUUAGAAAGUCUGUCAGGCAGGCGGACACUUCGCCUGGUACUAAAACCUAUUCGCCCCGUCAACCAUCUCUGACGAGUGUUGACACGGAAGCGCCUCUCGACCACCUGCGCUACUCAAAACCCCAUCCCGAACUCAUUGAGAAGGAGAAAGCGCAGCUGCGUGAGGAGAUCGCUCGUCUCAACACUCUUGCUGACAGUUUGAGGCAAGCGCCCCCAUUGAUAUACAGUCAAGCCUUUUUAGCCUACCCCUUGGUCCUUGUGGCUGUAAUCCAAGGCACUUGUUAUUCCGGCGCCGAAUUUUACUUAUCGCGACGGCAGGUUUGCCUGUACUUCCAGAAGUUCGUGUUUCUUUAAUUCAGCCUUCGAUGGCAGAACUUGUCCUUUUUCAUUGCGCCCAGACGACGUCACAUCUGCCAUGAAUACUUCCUACUUCAAAGUUUGACCAGUUUCUUUACAGUGACUUGAGACUCGCUCGUCUGAUUAUCUUCCGGCGCAUUACUGAUGGUGCGAGGGCUGUUUUUGCUCUACCGUUAUAUCCAUUGGUUUUUCCACUAAUUCUCAUUUCUUUUCCUCAUCUGAGACUCCCUUUGCGGCUGAAAUGAAGAAUCGAAAAAAAUUCGCAUAUUUUAAGAUUGUUGAGCCCUGCAUUUAUUACAACCAUCGUAACUGAUUCAACUAAUCCUGCGCCGCAUACCCAGAGGACAUUGAAUGAUCACCUCCCAUUGAAGUCUGGAAGCCCAUGUGAACGACCAGUGAUUCCACUUUCAGCCAUGCUGGGGUUAGGCUCAACCCCGUGCCAAUUCGGAACUGCAAAAUGCCGUGUAUCAAAUAAUCACCAAGACUGCCAAAGUGGACGUUAGCAUGAACCCCUCCAAGAUGGUCACAUGAGAUUUUGCGUUCGGAUAUAGGUAUCUCCCAGUCACGGCAGACGGUGCCUUUUUGAGCUAGUAGACCACAUCCGUUACAUUUUGUCGAAUUUUUCGCUAAUCUAGCAUGAUAAAGACUUGGUUGACCAUCGGAGAUGUCUGGCGCCGGUGGCCUUGUUCCGACUUUGCCCGAACGUCUGAAAUCGAUUUGAAAUCAGUGCGAGUGUUCACCGCCCCACCGCAAAGAAAAUGCGUACGGGUUUUAGACCGGUUCCAUGCGCCUAAAAGCUAUCCACCAUUUUAAAGCCUUCCGACAGUAGAACUUACGCUAAGGCGAAGUCGUUCGGAGUGUCAUCCAAACUGAAUUCGGCCCCGGCUGACGGCGGCGCCGAAGUUUGCCACCUGAACACACGGAUAGGUGCGGUGAAAGCCAGCCCCAAGUUCCUUGUGGCUGUAAUCCAAGGCACUUGUUAUUCCGGCGUCGAAUUUGACAUGCUGUACGUGUUUUUACUUAUCGCGACGGCAGUUUUGCUUGUACUUCCUGAAGUUUGUGUUUCGAUGACAGAACUUGUCCUUUCUCAUUAAGCCCAGGCAAUGUCUCAUCUGCCAUGAAUACUUCUUACUUCAAAGUUUGACCAGUUUCUUUACAGUGACUUGAGACUCGCUCGUCUGAGUAUCGUCCGCCGCACUACUGAUUGUGCGAGGGCUGUUUUUGCUCUACUGAUGUCCGGAAGCCCAUGUGAACAGCGAGUAAUUUCACUUCCAGUUAUGUUGUGGCUAGGCUCUCACCAAUUCUGCCCAAACCCGUGCAAAUCCGGAACUGCGAAAUGCCGUGUAUCAAAUAGUCACGAAGACUGCCAAAGUGAACGUUAGCAUGAAUCCCUCCAAGAUGGUCACAUCAGACUUUGCGUUCGGAUGUAAUUAUCUCCCAGUCACGGCAGACGGUGACUUUUUCGGGCUAGAAGACCAUUUCCGUUACUUUUUGUCGAUUGUUUUGCCAAUCUAGCAAGAUAAAGACUUGGUUGACCAUCAGAGCUGUCUGGCGCCGGUAACCUUGUUCCGACUUUGCCCCAACUUCUGAAAUCGAUAUGAAGUCGGUCUGAACAUCAAUGUGCGAGUGUUCACGGCCCCACUGCAAAGAAUAUCUGUACGAAUUUUAGACCUGUUCCAUGCGCCUAAAAGCUAUACACCAUUUUAAAGCCGUCUGACGAUAGAAUCUACGCUAAGGCGAAGUCGUUCGGGGUGUCAUCCAACCUGAAUUCGGUCCCGGCUGGCGGUGGCGCCGAAGUUUACUAACUGAACACACGGAUAUCUGCGGUGAUGGCCAGCCUCAAGUCCCCCUCCAGCCCUGUGGUCUUUCGUGUGCGGGCCUGGUAUUCCAACCGAUAUCAUCUCGCUCCAGCGUCUGCCGAUGGUCAACGGUAAAGUUUCGUGAUCUGUGAAGUUACGCGCUGGGAAUCAAUUUAAUCAGUACAAAUGAUUACUGCCGCAAGCGCACGGAAGUAUCACAGUUGGCCGGAGUCUGAACCGACGGAAAAUAGACUCCUAUCGCGUCCACCCAUGUCUUUGGGCGAUACCCUCGACGCCGCAGUUCCUAACAAUAUAGAUUUGUAGCCAUACGAGGAGACCGCCACUCCGCUGAGACUGUGAUUACCAGGUGUAGUUGACACCUCACGGCGCCUUCUGAUAACAUGCAACCUCCCGCAUUCGAGAACUUGCACGUUAACGCCAUUUUUUGUCAAAAUGGCUUAGGCGUCCGCAAAUGAUCAACCAAUCAGGCCAUUCGUCAUAACAAAUUCGCGGGAAUAACUGGAAGCCCCGUAUACCGUCAGUUAGGGGGUCAAUCAAGGCGCCCACUACGGGCUGUGCUGCAGAUGGGCUGAACUAACACGGGGUCCAGAUUAGGCAUAAAUCGGUCUGCGCUGGGUCCCCGCAAGCCCCUAACUGCUGCCGAAUGUGCGACUGUCUGACAGGCCUUAGACAUAUGUCCUUACACUGCGUCAACCAACGCACCCAAUCCCAUCAGUUGCGUUGACAGACUCGGACAGAGUAAGGCCGACACUGGAGAAUCCAUCCUUACGGCAAAUAAGCACAUUCCUCACUAAUACAGCUCUUGUUCUAGCGAUAUUGUCUCCCUCUUUGCGACCGCUUCCUGAAGCUCGCCUUUUCGCUUCUAUUAGCACAUUCCUUACUAUUGUAAGUCUGACGUGUCUGAACCCAUCAUGACGCCCUAAAAGUCGUGGUGGCUCGGGUGGCUACCGACUGACGGGGAUGACUCGGUCCUCUUCGAGACUGGGAGUCAGGCAAAAAUGGCUUCCGCCUAGUGCAGCCUCUAUGACAUUCUCACUGAUGUGAGACUCGAACCGCCCUCGUGAAAGCUGAGUACAUCAUGUAGGGGCCAGGCUAUGCGUGGCACGCGCAGACAGACCGAGGUCACCUCCGGUCGUCUGGACAUUGUAUUGCCAUCUGUGUAAGGUGAGUGCGGAGAAAAUAUGCUAAGUGCCGCGCAAGUGUCUGCCUUGUCAUGGACCAGUUCACAGGCAAGUUCCCGAUGGGGUCAUAAUGCGGUGGACAUCGUCGCUGGCGAGGACCGAACUGUCUGGUUAGGCACAGAGACAUUUGUCCCCUCUGACUUCCAUGGUAUAGUAACCACAACUUCUCACCCCGUUUGCUACCAUCUUGGCAACUCUUAUUCUUCCCCUCUGUCUACCCCUGCCGCUUUUCCACCAGGCCCGUCUGUGCCAGCUACCAAAACGCCUUCGAGGAGGCGCUGGAUCUGAAGAGCCGCUCCUGCAUGGCCUUCGGCAGCGCCGCCGUGCAGGCCAGAGAUGAGCUGCUGCGCACACAAAGUGAGGCAGCGACGGUUCAAAAAGCCCUGGAGGACUCACAUCGGCGGUUCCUGAAAAUAAAGGAGUCUAUUGAGGAGAAACGAAAGGUAUGGCCGCGUUUAUACGUUCUAUCCAGCCUUCAAUGUUCCUGUGUUGAAUAACCUGCGCUGCUAGGAUGGUCGGGUCGCUAGACGGGUCAUUUUUAGAACAAAAUCCCAAAAAACUCCUGUGCUGUCGCCAAGCGAAAUUGCUAAGGGGGAGUGCUGCAGCUGUGUCUCCUACUGCAACUUACAUCGGUACAUUCCACACGCUUAAUUAACUGCCAGUGCAAGCAAAUAGAUCAUCCUCACACUCCUGUGAAUCCAGUCUAUUUGUACGAGCAUGCGCACACGAGCCUGUGUUUGGCGCGAUGAGUGGUUGAGCCAUCCUAGUGAGUGAGUGGAUGCCCCUUACUGCAGCUCUCCACGCACACUCACGCAGAUUUCAACUCACCAGGCUGACAAUCGCCAUGCGAUCGGAUACACUGCCUUUAUUACCCACACUGCCUGAUUCCCAUUGGAGUCGUCCGGCGACCGAGCACGAGACCUGUUUCGGUGGCGAAGGAAGUUUGCACUGGAGUAUGGUUUUGGUCUGCCGCUGGUAAACCGUGCUUCCUACCCUUGAGAGGUUGAUUAUACUCAAACAGUAGUCACCUGAAGAGAUUCAAUGACGGAACUCGGUACUUGAACGGAUCUCAGUCCGUCUUCGGCUGUUAAGGUCCACACUUCGACUUUUCCACGGGAAAUCUGGUAAGAUGAUACUUGGUAGCCGUGCCCACAGACUCCACAAUGGUGCCUACUGGAUCGAUUUCAGUAGCUGUGAUUGCGUUCUCAUUAUGCUGCUAAGUUCACGCGCACGCUGUAUUACCUGCAUCAGAUUCAUUUUAGAGGUACUAUCCUGGGCAGAUUUGCACCGGUAACGAUAUCAAUGAGGCGUACCCUAUGCCAAAUUUCAUUAGAAGAGGUAGUUGGCAACCGUGCCCACAUAAUCCACAGUAGUACCUACUGGUUUGACUUCAGUAGCUAUGAUUUAGUUCUCAUUGUGCUUCUAAAUUUGCAUGCGUGCUGUAUUACCUGUACCAGAUUCUUUGUGGAGGUACUAUCCUGGGCACCGGUAACGAUGACAAUGAGGGUUUCCCUACAUCAACUUUCAUAAGAAGAGGUAGUUCUUGACUGCCUCAUUCAUUGUAGAGGUACUAUCUUGGGCGGAUUGUCACCGGUAACGAUGCCAAUGAGGCUUACCCUUUAUCAACUUUCAUUAGCAGAGGUAACUUUUGACUGCCUCAUUAUUUGCUGAUUUUCUCUUCCGCCUAAACCAGUUUUUCGCAUAAAAGUCUAACCCGUCUUGCGUUGUGGCGUUUCCCGUGGCGCUGCUUGACUCUCGUGUCCUUCUGUCCAUUAUGUUGGAUGGAGUUCUAUCACUUACACUGCGGAAUGACCUUCGGACCAGUUGCCUUCUUCCCACUGGUUGUUCGCCUUAACUUGCUUUUCUUUCCAAUCUGAGGCUAGGAUGCAUGUAUUCCACACACCGUUCAAAGUCUCCUUGCUCAUUUCCAUACCUUCCUUGUAUUUUUCACCUAAUCUAAAUUAGGCUUCCACUUUACCAGGAGCGUCAAUUCUUAGCAUAUACUACAAUCGCCAAUUACCCAUCCACUCAAUUGUCCCACCCGUAUAGCCCCUAUUACCACCGGUCCCGAUUGACAGGCAGCUUUGCGUUUGCGGUGUCAGGAGGGCUACCAACUAUCAUCUAACCGGAAAUCUUUCGCCUGAUCCUAUUAUCGCCGACUUGUGGGUUUAGUUUUGAGAAAGUUAUCAUUGUUGACAUACAGUAGAUGGGCUAACCCAUGAAAUAUCAACCGAAAUUCGUUUUCUUCUCGAAAAGUUUAAUUAAGUAGGGUUGUGAAACUAAUAAUCAUGAGGCAUAAUUCUAUAAUAAGUCAGUAACCUCAGGAUGCCGGCUUUCGAACGAACAUCUUUCUGGCCGCAUGCAAAAAACCACACUCUGUAAUAAGUGGUUACUUAAGUGCAUGCAUUUUUCUCAUUGCUUUCCGAUGUCCUUAAACAUCAGAUUAUAUUUCAUGGAAAGCAUGCGUAAAAAUAUUCCUUCUUUUACUCAUUCGGUAGAAAAUUAUGUCUUCUUCCAAUGUUAUACUUAAAGGAAGUAUCGCGUUCAUCAUCUCACGAAGAAGAGAGGGCGAAUUCAUGGACCAUAUUGUAUCCGAAUUGACGUUUCGGAAACUUCCUCGUUUCCAUCAUCAGAGUAGCGUACUUGUUGCUCCUGCCGGUCUUGAGUUGUUCAGUCUUGCCGCUUGCCUUGUAUUAUAGCCGUGCUCGACGCACGAACAUUGACCUGCCUGUUUGCCGCUGACUGGCUUAGACCUCCCCGGGGCUGACCGCUGAUAGGCCUGCGUGACCUUUGUUCCCUUUGGGGUCGGCGUAAUUGUAGUCAAAUCAGCGUGCCGCUUGGCCUCUUCCACGUCAGCCGGUGGACUGAUCGGUCGUUGCUGUUCAUGUGAGCAGCAUUCAGCUUCGCGGGCGCAUCGGUGAGACAGUGUUCGGCUUUGGUCACACGAACUCUGGCCCCCAGACCUCGAAUCUUUACGCAUAUCGACUCAAAGCAAGUGUAUAAAUCGGUUUUUAGAAAGUUUCUAAUCAUGAAAGUUUCCACUACCGUGAACUGCCCAUUCAUGAAACAUCGUGUCUCUGCAUUUAUUAAUGUUCCUUGUAAAGUUUGCAAUACAGCUCAAGUCCACUGCUAAAUUUUGUCAGUCCCACAGGGUCUCCUCUUAAUACCGUAGAGAAAUGUAUGGUUUUCCGUACGCAGCAAAUUAAUGGUUUGUAGUUUGUAAACCCUGAAUGCAGGUGUGACGGCAGGUCGGGUUUAAAAUUAUUUGGGAUUUGGAAAAGUUUUUGAAACCCGAAUUAUACCCUUCCAUCGAGUAUAAAAUUGAAAGAGGAGGAGAUUGUCUGCCGAAUAAGUAAAGGAAUGAGUAUCUUUAUGCAUGUUUUCUAUGAAAUACAAUUGGAUUUUUAAGGGCAUCGAAAAUCAAUGAGAGAAACGCAUGCUACUUAAGUAUCCACUUAUUACAGUGUUGUUUUUCCAUGCGGCUGGGAAGUAGUUCGAAAGCCGGUAUCCUGAGGUAACUCAAUUAUCAUCGAAUUAUGCUGCAUGAUGAUUAAUUUUAUAACCCUAUCUAAGUAAUCUUUUCGAAACGUAAACUCAUUUCGGAAUUUCGGCUAACGUUUCAUGAGUUAGCCCACCUAGUGUAUAAGUCCUUUUAACGAGUUGGUAUUACGUAAGUAACGGUUCGUAAGUCUAAAAAUGAUUCCGAGAAAAAGGUGAAUUCCGAGAAGGUCCUAUCUCCUGGAGAAUUUGUACGUGCCUGAAUUUGUGGGCUCUUGCUCUAAAGCAUCCGCGGAAGUGAUGGAAUAUUCGGCGUGCCUCAGACGGCAGCGACUGUCUAGGUCUGCUGAAUUAUCACAACCAUCUGCGCAGUACUCCAACAUCCAUCCUUCUGAGAUUCGGCCGUUUCCUAUCUUGUUGCAGUGAUCGGCUUGCCUCAAGAUCAGGUCAUAGGGCUGACGACGUAGCCCGUUUGGGGACGAUUUCCUGCCCGGUCGAACUUGACUCAACAAUUUAAGCACUGUGUUUUACUUCAAAUUAAUACUACCUUUUUUCCCGCCGUAGGCCCUGGAAGCCUUCAUGUCAAAGAAUGAGAGUUUGAGGUCAAAGGUUUCGGUGCUAGCACAGAAAGGGGAAAAAUACCAGAAGUACUGUCUUGAGAAGUUGGUAAAGUAAGUCUACUGCCAGACCCCAUCUCUCUCACUUUCCCAUUGAAGCCUAUCUGGCAAUGAUGUAGACUAACUCAACUCUGCUUACUUCUAGGGCCUUGGAACUGCUGGAUGCCGAGAAGCAGGCCGCCGAAAGGGAGGUCAACAAACUUCGCGUGCGGGCUAAACAGUUGGAGUUAAAGGUGACAUCGCUGGAGGAGCAGUUGCAGCGGGUGGUACGUGAAUUUCUUGACUCUGAGCAGUAUUCCCUGUUCUCUUUUUAUUCGCAUGCCUAGUGAGCUAGUUUAGAGAAAGAGAGCGGAGAGGCCAGAUAAGUUGUUCAGCAGGUCUCUUUGGCGAUGGAACUGUGUCAUUCUGUUUUUUUUAAGUCGAGGCUAGUGAGAGUUUAACACUCAGUGCUUGAAAACAUCUUCUGUGCGGUAAACAACUGAGAGAAGAUAUUUUCCAAACAGGGUUGUAGUCAGCUAUGCCGACCUGCAGUGGCUCUGCCUAGUGCCUGUAGUCAUUGCUGGCGAUUGCGUGUUCGAGCACGUGUUUUUGUGUUUGGUCGGCCCCGAUUGGUUGAUGUCGUCUAGGGUGUUCGGGGCUGAACCUGCCACCGUCAGUGCCCUUUUGGGGAUGAAUAGAGCUUCGACCGGUUCCUAUUUUAUCCACCAGGUGAACGCAUGUUUUGCCCUCCCUAAAAGCUCUUCCCUCAUUCUAAAUGCAAGCUUAUUUAUUUUUUAGACUGAAGAGAAUCGAGAGCUGACGACCAUUUGCGAAAAACUUAUUGGUUGA
This is a messenger RNA of Spirometra erinaceieuropaei, 29986 nucleotides long. Lineage: Eukaryota; Metazoa; Platyhelminthes; Cestoda; Diphyllobothriidea; Diphyllobothriidae. The record is from the annotation of a GenBank genome assembly.